This is a messenger RNA of Aspergillus pseudonomiae, 561 nucleotides long. RefSeq lists its product as uncharacterized. The record is from RefSeq and is a predicted model, not a curated record. NCBI's taxonomy places the organism in Eukaryota, Fungi, Ascomycota, Eurotiomycetes, Eurotiales, Aspergillaceae. The coding region runs from base 1 to 561 and encodes 186 amino acids. The transcript has 2 exons.
AUGUCUGCAUUGCACAUCCCACCUGUAACGAUAGAAGACCUGCAGGCAUUUCAAGCUAAACACUUUCCCGGAAGUGCCCAGUCUCUCGUAUCUGAGUAUGCAUCCAAUGAAAAUGUAGCAGACGAGCUUGCAGACGAUGAUGAUGACCUUGGAUACUACCCCGAUGGUGUGAAGCGCACCCUGACGGACGAGCAGAUAAAAAUAUUCAGACAUAGUGAGAUACACUCACUUUUACGCGAAAGACAACUUAGGGAAGAGGAGGAGGAGACUCUGAAAGUUUCUGAAUCCUAUGAAUCUAAGGACAAUCAAGCAGAUGAUAAUGACACUGCUGAGAAGCGAUCUAAUGUCGGUGUAACUGAUCAAUCGACAGGCGAGGAUCAACAAGCGAGAGCCCUGCAGUCCAAUACCAGGCAGUCAGCGACCAGAAACCAGACCGUAGAUAACAGCACGAACCCUACGCUGGAUUAUGAUGAAGACGCUUCUGGGGGUACUCACAAGUCUUCUCCAUCAGGUUAUCAUUCUCAUUUGGCUGGUCGCAGGAUCGUUUCGUAUGAAGAUUAG